Messenger RNA from Megalobrama amblycephala (Wuchang bream), 1228 nucleotides. Its product is annotated as lactoylglutathione lyase-like. The transcript has 3 exons. Gene Ontology annotation, molecular function: RNA polymerase II cis-regulatory region sequence-specific DNA binding; DNA-binding transcription activator activity, RNA polymerase II-specific; metal ion binding. Lineage: Eukaryota; Metazoa; Chordata; Actinopteri; Cypriniformes; Xenocyprididae. Bases 240 to 830 code for a protein of 196 amino acids. Gene Ontology annotation, cellular component: nucleus. The record is from RefSeq and is a predicted model, not a curated record. Gene Ontology annotation, biological process: regulation of transcription by RNA polymerase II.
GAAGUGAAGAAUGAAAUGUCAAAAGUUGGAGAUGCACAUUACUGCUUCAGACUCCGAGGAUGUUCCUUUGAACACGAACAUUGCAAAGCUUCAGUGUUUAUGUCUGAACGCGGGCUCAGUAUUUUCCGGCCAAUACCGAGCUGCCAUUCGGACGUAAAGUCGACAAGACAUUGUGCCCAGGGGCUUCUGAAUUCUUAAUCCGUAGUUGCCAUUUCUCUUGGUGUCCCGACUGCAUCAAUAUGAAGCCUGUGAUCAAAAAGGGGGAGUCUAAUACUGAACAGGAGUGUUCUUCACAGACCCCUGGUAAAAAAUUCAGCUGUAAGCUGUGUGGCAAGGAGUUCGGCCGCAGCACACAUCUGGCAUGUCACAUGCGAAUACACACGGGAGAGGCUCCGUUCAUUUGUGAACUCUGUGGGAGAGGGUUUCGUCGUGCGGAAUGGCUUAAAAUGCACAACACCAUUCACACAGGUCAGAAACGAAAGAGCGUGAAGAGCUUCAGUUGCGAUCAGUGUGGGAAGAAAUUUAGUGGCUCCACCGCACUCCAAAGUCAUUUGUAUAAACACAGAGGCGAGAGGCCGUUCGCCUGCGCGUACUGCGACAAGACGUUCUUCAGUCAGACCAAUCUUAAUCGGCACCACACAGAUUGUCAUUCUGAAAAACAGUUCUGUUGCCCCCUGUGUGGAAUCGGAUUCUCACGCCGCACGACGCUGCAGAAACACAUGCGGAUUCACACUGGAGAGAGGCCUUUCUCCUGUCCAGACUGUGGAAAGACUUUUCCUUAUAAAUACUCCUUGGAUAUGCAUUCUAAACUUCACUCAGCCAAAAGUUGAUGUGAUGCACAUUCAUGCAUCACUUGAAUUUAUGAUAGUCUACUGUUUAUUCUUAUUUGUUUUCAGCUAUAUCCUUCUUAUAUUGACUGUUUGUACCUGCAUGAUGCCAAUAAAAAGCAUUAUUACAGUACUAAAGACAGUUAUAGUAAAUCACAUUGACAUAUAAGCAUAUAACCUUUCAGUCUCAUAUUUCAAGAAAAACAGUGGUUUCACAAUAAAUUGUGUAAGGUUGCAUGUACAAAACACUCAAAAUGUAUAAUCAUACAGUGUAAGGCAUGAUUGAUCUCUGCAAGUUCAAAUUUUGUGGCAGUCAAUCAAACAAUCAUAUUCUUGUACAAACCCAAUUCCAAAAAGGUUGGGACACUGUACAAAUUGUGAAUAAAAAAGGAAUGCAAUAA